This is a messenger RNA of Cannabis sativa, 1182 nucleotides long. Its product is annotated as protein SMALL AUXIN UP-REGULATED RNA 51. Bases 379 to 957 code for a protein of 192 amino acids. The record is from RefSeq and is a predicted model, not a curated record. Gene Ontology annotation, biological process: response to auxin. NCBI's taxonomy places the organism in Eukaryota, Viridiplantae, Streptophyta, Magnoliopsida, Rosales, Cannabaceae. The transcript has a single exon.
AUAGAUUGCCCCAAAGAAAAGGGCAAAGCCAAUCAAGAUUAAUCAUAUUACAUCUCGUGAAGAACUUUUCUUCUUCUUCUUCUUAUUAUGAUAAUAUUUAUUUCUCUGUUGCUCUUGAAGAACAUAACAACUAAACCCUUUUUUCUCUGAUUAUCCCUUUCCAAAUAUUAUUUUCCGAUAUAUAUUUUUAGUACUGUAAAAACAUAUACUAGAUAUGAGUAACACUAUGAUGCCGAGGGUUAAGGUCAUGGUGUAUCUUGUUUACGAUAGGGGUUAGCUUAAUUACCUCAAUUAUAUAUAUUACUUUUAUAUAGUUUCGAUUUGAUCGAUCUCUUCAUAUAUAGUUUUCAACAUACAUAUAUAUAUAAUAAUAGGAAUAUGGAUGUAGUGAAAGUGAAAAAGGGCAGUUUAAUCAACAAAACGUGGGAGCGAUGCAAGUCGUUAGGGCGCCGCGGCCGUGACAAGUCACCAGCUGCAGCAACCGGUCGAAUCAUGACGAAGAAGAGUAAAUCGUGCCCGCGUUUGAAUCUGAUCACUCCCGUUACGGAGUCGCCGGAGGCGGAAGGAGGUGAUCAGAUUAAUAUUCAUAAUAGUAAUAAUUAUUAUAAGAAAGUGAAGGGCUGUUUCUCGGUCUAUGUGGGACCGGAAAAGCAGAGGUUUGUUGUGAAAGCAGAGUACGCCAACCACCGCCUCUUCAAGCUACUUCUCGAAGAAGCCGAGUCGGAGUUCGGCUACGAUAACCAAGGCCCCAUUAUGCUCCCAUGCAACGUUGAUGUGUUUUAUCGAGUUUUGAUGGAAAUGGACGAUGAUGAUGGUGGUGAUAAUAACGGCGGCAGCCUUGGCGGCGCAGCCGAUUAUAAGAUUCAUCGGCCUGGCUGUGGCUUCGUGAUUAAGCGCCACGUCACCUCUUAUCAGCUUCUCAGCCCUUCUCGCAUGGUGGCUAUUAAUCAGUUUUAAUUAGUUAUUACGUACUAUCACGUCAUCGUCAUCACCUCGGUCAUUAUAUAGUAUAUUUUCCUGUGUAAUAAUUAUAAUUGGAAUUUUAUGUUAUAAAUAAUUAUAUGAUAUAUAUGUGGUGUGUUAUAUUACGUGUGUAAUAGUUUUGUGUGUUUUGUAAUGAAAUUUUCGAGAGGUUGGAGAUUUUAUUAUAAUAGAAGAUAGUAAAACUAUAUUAUAAUUCUA